Molecule: messenger RNA, 3377 nt
Organism: Syngnathoides biaculeatus (alligator pipefish)
Lineage: Eukaryota; Metazoa; Chordata; Actinopteri; Syngnathiformes; Syngnathidae
Gene: rfx6
Product: regulatory factor X, 6
Exons: 22
Coding region: 281-3181 (966 amino acids)
Biological process (GO): regulation of transcription by RNA polymerase II
Molecular function (GO): RNA polymerase II cis-regulatory region sequence-specific DNA binding; DNA-binding transcription factor activity, RNA polymerase II-specific
Source: RefSeq, a predicted model, not a curated record
UCGGCGGGUCGCUGCGGUUGUGAUUUCGGACCAAUCGGGUGUCAGCCUGCGGGUUGUUUCGGUUUCCGGGCGCGAAUAGCACCACGAGUGAUCCCGGGAAGCCACCCGCUGAGAAAAGCACAGCGCAGCAGGGCAACCCCUCGUCCUCCUUCCUCGUCGUGACAAAAGAUGCACCAGUUCCUCCUCCUCUGGUUCAGGACCCGUUCAGGACAAAUGAGCAGCUUCUCCUGAUUCUUCUACUUUUUUAUUUUUUUAUAAUUUUUUUUUUUUUUUUCCCCAAAUGUCCCCGGUGCACAGAGGGACCGUGGCCAUGAAACGCAGCCGUGAGAUUUCGGCCGCCGGCAGAUUUUCUCCCCGCCGUGCUUUCUCCAAAACUUUAUGCGGCUCACCUGAUGACACGACCUCCGAUGGAUGCUUUCACCGGGGGGAUGAUUCUCCCAUCAAGUCAGAGGCGGAGGACAGUAACGAAAUGGCUUCGUCAGACGAAGACCGGGAUCCGGAUCAGGACCCGAGUGCCAUCGCGAGCCUGGCCUCCCCCAAAAAAAGCCUAAACAAAAUGAACAAGGAAAAGAAGAAGCUCACGGAGCUCACGCUGCAGUGGCUGGAGGAGAACUACAUUGUGUGUGAGGGAGUGUGCCUUCCCCGCUGCAUCCUCUACGCUCACUACCUGGACUUCUGUAGGAAAAUUAAAUUGGAGCCCGCCUGUGCUGCCACUUUUGGAAAAACGAUCCGACAGAAAUUCCCUCUCCUCACCACUCGGCGACUGGGGACCAGGGGCCAUUCCAAGUAUCACUACUACGGCAUCGGUAUCAAAGAGAGCAGCGCUUAUUAUCACUCUGUCUACUCUGGGAAAGGUUUGACCAGAUUUUCUGGGAGUAAAAUGAAGAAUGAGGGAGGCUUCACCAGGAAAUACUCGCUCAGCUCCAAAACGGGAACGCUGCUUCCGGAAUUUCCCAGUGCUCAGCACCUCCUUCUGCAGGGAAACAUCUCCAGGGAAAAGGUGGACACGCUGAUCGUGAUGUACAAAACACACUGCCAGUGCAUCCUGGACAACGCCAUCAAUGUCAACUUUGACGAGAUCCAGAACUUCCUGCUGCACUUCUGGCAGGGCAUGCCAGACCACCUGCUGCCCCUUCUGGACAACCCGCUGCUGGUGGACAUCUUGUGCGUUUGCGACUCCAUUUUGUACAAGGUUUUGACUGACGUUCUUAUUCCCGCCACGAUGCAAGAGAUGCCUGAAAGCCUGCUAGCAGAUAUCUGCAGCUUUGCCAAGCACUGGGAGCUGUGGCUGGCCUCUUCCCUGGACAAUCUCCCACAAUGCCUUGUGGCCAAGAAGCUGCCCAUCGCCCGUCGCUUCGUGUCUUCCCUCAAGCGGCAGACGUCCUUCUUGCACCUGGCGCAGAUCGCCCGUCCGGCGCUGUUCGACCAAAGCGUCGUGAGCAACAUGGUGACAGAUAUGGACAACGUGGACCUGAAUAGCAUCAGCCUCCAUUCGCUGCUCAGCAUCAACGCCAACGCCGACCAAUUACGCGACGCGUACUCCGACUAUGAGGCCAUCGCCGUCUUCAAGGAGCUGAAGGAGCUCCUGAGGAAGAACGCCACCGUGGAGUCGUUUAUCGAGUGGUUGGACACCGUGGUGGAGCACAAAGUUGUCAAGCCGGGCAAGCAGAGCGGCCGCUCGGUCAAGAAGCGAGCUCAGGACUUCUUGCUGCGCUGGAGCUUCUUCGGCGCGCGCGUGAUGCACAACCUGACGCUCAACAACGCCGCCAGCUUCGGUUCCUUCCACCUGAUCCGGAUGCUUCUGGACGAGUACAUCCUGCUCGCGCUGGAAACACAGUUCAACAACGACAAGGAGCAGGACCUGCAGAAUCUUCUGGACAAACACAUGAAAAAAGCAGGUGCCAGUAAAGCAGCCUUUUUAGCAUCUCCUAGUUCCUGCUUCUUAGCCAAUCGCAACAAGGCCGUCGGGUCAGCCCUCGUCGACCAAUCGGUGAAGAGCGAGUCCUCACUACAGGGUGACUCCAUGUCUCUGUCGGCCAAUAGGCAGCGAGUGGUGGAGAUGCACGUCAACGUCUACCCAGAGACAGAUUCUGUCUGCUUUCCUGGUCCAGGUGGUCUGACAGAAUCGUGCGCUUCCGUCAUGACGCCCCCGAUCUCUCCGGCAGCACUGGUGCACCGAGGCUCCGUCAUCAACCAGGGGCCCCGAGUCCCGACUUGUUCCUCGUCCUCAUACCCCUCCGCGUUGAGCUCUGUGAGCCAGCCCAACCCUUGCACCGCCUUCCCGGACAACUCGUACCCCUGCUCGGCGUACUUCCCUCCGUCCGCUUCCACCUACCAGCCUGCACUCAGGCCCGAGACGGAGAGCACUUUCGCAUCUUGCGUUCAGUCGUCAUCGUUGGCCUACCAGCUGUGUCGUUACACCGCUUUCGAAGACCAGCAGCCGCCUGCCGCCAAAGAAGUCUUGUACGGAGACGGCCAUCACUUCUCGUGCGGUUCCGGCGUUGGUCCGCCCUGCCCGGCGUCUCCUUACGUCUCUUCCGCUCGGCUUGCUUCCGGAUACGGCUGCGGACCGGACACCAUCUCGAGUGAUCCCAGGCUCGAAGCUCACAUCUUGGAUGCCGCCGAUGGAUUCGGCUUUGGACUAAACCACACGGGCGGUGACGGCGAGGUUGCGGGACAAACUUACUCAACUGCGGGACAAAACGCCACAGCUUAUUACGGAAACGGAAGCUACGAGGACAGCCAGCGGUUGGCGCCGGUGGUGGAGCAGCACGUAUCUGUCAUCAGCAGCGUUAGUAGCCCACUCCUCCUCCUGCGCUCGCCGUACUCCGACGUCCAUGACCCGCUGAACAUCCUUGACCGGCCCACCGCGAAAAACGCAACCUUCUACAAUGACGUGCAAAACGCGACAGGGCACUUCGCUUUCCCAGCAGCGUGCCGACGUGCGGGACCUGGUCUCCUCGCUGCCCCCCAUCGACACGGUCUUCAUGGGUGCCCCGGGGUUGCCGUAACGCACGCGACACCUUGCAGUCGGUCCCCUAGAUCGAGAUCACAAUAUCAUCUGGGAACAUCAUGGUCCAAGGGGAAUCCAGUUUCACCUCAUCUGUCAGCCGAUCCAUUACCACAGCAAACAGGAAGGGGCUCAGGGCGGAUCCCUGAUGCAGUCCCACCUCCACCUUGAAUUCGUCUGACACAACUACGGCACAAUAAAUGCUCAGAUUAAAAAGCAAAAGAAUUUUUGCAUUUUGGUGACAUUGAUGUUUCCCCUUGGUGUGAAUCCGUGCAAGUAAUCCAUACAAUACAUGAUACAGCUCAUCCCUAAUAGCAUGUGUCCAGCCGUGAUAGAAUAAAGGAUUAGGCUGUAAUUUCCGCAUUGU